Gavialis gangeticus (Gharial) is the source of this 10489-nucleotide messenger RNA. RefSeq names its product B-Raf proto-oncogene, serine/threonine kinase (gene BRAF). NCBI's taxonomy places the organism in Eukaryota, Metazoa, Chordata, Crocodylia, Gavialidae. The transcript has 19 exons. Gene Ontology annotation, molecular function: ATP binding; protein kinase activity. Gene Ontology annotation, biological process: signal transduction; protein phosphorylation. Gene Ontology annotation, cellular component: cytosol; mitochondrion; plasma membrane. The coding region runs from base 185 to 2422 and encodes 745 amino acids. The record is from RefSeq and is a predicted model, not a curated record.
UCGGCAGGCUAAGCAGAGCUCCCCGGCUGUGGGUUAAUGGAGUAACAGCCUAAGGGGGUAAUUGGGCAACACCUGCAGACAUCACAUGGCUGGAAAGAGGCAGAGUUUGAGAACAUAUAAGCCCAGGCUGUAGCUAACAGGCACACACUCUCUCUCUGGCAACUGCUAGGAAAGGAGCUCCUGCAUGAGGAAGCUACCUGAGAUCUGGUGCUGCCUGCUUUACAACCCAAGUGCUGCAAGACUCCAGGGAGUCUCCCAGGUAUGGAAUAUCAAACAGAUGAUUAAAUUGACACAAGAACACAUAGAGGCGCUGCUAGACAAGUUUGGAGGAGAGCAUAACCCACCAUCGAUAUACCUAGAGGCCUAUGAAGAAUACACCAGCAAGCUAGAUGCUCUACAGCAGAGAGAACAGCAGUUGUUGGAAUCUAUGGGGAAUGGAACUGAUUUCUCUGUCUCCAGCUCUGCUUCAACAGACACAGUUACUUCUUCCUCCUCUAGCCUCUCUGUAGCACCUUCAUCCCUUUCAGUUUAUCAGAACCCCACAGAUAUGUCAAGGAAUAACCCUAAGUCUCCCCAGAAACCUAUCGUUAGAGUCUUCCUGCCCAACAAACAGAGGACAGUGGUUCCAGCAAGAUGUGGGGUGACUGUCCGGGAUACUCUAAAGAAAGCUCUGAUGAUGAGAGGUCUUAUCCCAGAGUGCUGUGCUGUUUACAGAAUACAAGAUGGAGAGAAGAAGCCAAUUGGCUGGGACACUGACAUUUCCUGGCUCACAGGAGAGGAGUUGCACGUGGAAGUCUUGGAGAAUGUGCCGCUUACCACACACAAUUUUGUACGAAAGACAUUUUUCACUUUAGCGUUCUGUGACUUCUGUCGAAAACUGCUUUUCCAGGGAUUCCGAUGCCAGACUUGUGGUUAUAAAUUUCACCAGCGCUGUAGUACAGAGGUCCCACUGAUGUGUGUUAAUUAUGACCAGCUUGAUUUGCUGUUUGUCUCCAAGUUCUUUGAACACCAUCCAAUAUCACACGAGGAGGCCUCAUUAGGAGACACCAACCAAGCAUCUGGAUCGUACCCCUCUGUGCCCCCCUCAGAUUCUGUUGGACCACCAAUUCUCCCUAGUCCUUCUCCUUCAAAAUCCAUUCCAAUCCCACAGCCCUUCCGACCAGCAGAAGAAGAUCAUCGGAAUCAGUUUGGGCAACGGGACCGCUCUUCUUCAGCACCCAAUGUGCACAUCAAUACAAUAGAGCCUGUCAAUAUAGAUGACUUGAUUAGAGACCAGGGGUUACGAGGAGAGGGAGGUUCAACCACGGGCUUGUCUGCCACACCUCCUGCCUCAUUGCCUGGGUCCCUCACCAGUGUGAAAGCAUUACAGAAGUCCCCAGGUCCACAGAGAGAAAGGAAGUCAUCCUCAUCUUCAGAAGAUAGGAAUAGAAUGAAAACCCUUGGUCGACGGGACUCAAGUGACGAUUGGGAGAUACCAGAUGGACAGAUUACAGUUGGGCAAAGGAUAGGGUCUGGAUCAUUUGGAACAGUCUACAAGGGAAAAUGGCAUGGUGAUGUGGCAGUAAAAAUGUUGAAUGUUACAGCACCCACACCUCAGCAGUUACAGGCCUUCAAAAAUGAAGUAGGAGUGCUCAGGAAAACAAGACAUGUGAAUAUCCUGCUCUUCAUGGGUUAUUCAACAAAGCCACAGCUGGCUAUUGUCACACAGUGGUGCGAAGGUUCCAGCUUGUAUCACCAUCUACACAUCAUUGAGACCAAAUUUGAGAUGAUCAAACUCAUUGAUAUUGCACGGCAAACUGCACAAGGCAUGGAUUACUUGCAUGCCAAGUCAAUCAUCCACAGAGACCUCAAGAGUAAUAAUAUAUUUCUUCAUGAAGACCUCACAGUAAAAAUAGGUGAUUUUGGUCUAGCCACAGUGAAAUCACGAUGGAGUGGGUCCCAUCAAUUUGAACAGUUGUCUGGAUCUAUUCUCUGGAUGGCACCAGAAGUAAUUAGGAUGCAAGAUAAAAACCCAUAUAGCUUUCAGUCGGAUGUAUAUGCAUUUGGGAUUGUUCUUUAUGAACUGAUGACUGGGCAGUUACCGUACUCGAACAUCAACAACAGGGACCAGAUCAUUUUUAUGGUGGGACGAGGAUAUCUGUCUCCAGAUCUCAGUAAAGUUAGAAGUAAUUGUCCAAAAGCCAUGAAGAGGCUAAUGGCAGAGUGCUUGAAAAAGAAGAGAGAUGAGCGACCCCUUUUUCCUCAGAUACUUGCCUCCAUUGAGCUUCUGGCCCGGUCAUUGCCAAAAAUUCACCGCAGUGCAUCUGAGCCCUCGUUAAACCGGGCUGGUUUCCAGACGGAGGAUUUUAGUCUGUAUGCUUGUGCUUCUCCAAAAACACCCAUCCAAGCAGGGGGAUACGGAGAAUUUGCAGCGUUCAAGUAGCCACAGCACCAUGGCAGCACCCACUCUGUUACUUAAGUCUUGUGUUCCUACUGUUUCUUAACAUCAGAACUCUAUUCUGCUCCUCAAAACCUAAAGCAAUUGAGAAAAGAUAUCCAUAAGCUUGGAGUGGAGCAGAAUGGAUCUGCCAGUCCAACACAAGGGGGGAAGAUCUUUUUAGGAACCAGAAUUCUCUGCUGCCAUUUUUUCUCCUUCAAUACAAAAGACCACGUGCAUUUGGAGACCUGCAGUGGCUGCCUGUACUGUUGGCAUCAUUCCCAGGAGAGUGGAGAGGGCACACAUGUUUUGACUUUGGUGCUCAGGCAUAAGGGAUGGAACUGCUGCUUUGGAUGGUCUGCUGGUCAGCUUUCUCCCUCUAAAAAUGAAUCAUCAGAGGCAGAACAUCUGAUGAGAGUGCUAAUCAAAAGAAUCAUUCUCCGUUCUGAUUUUUUUCCUGGUAUGCUUUACUGAUUUAUGGGACAAAAUGCAGUAUCCCCUUUUCAUGUUACCCAAACAUCAGACAUUUCAACUGGUCUAAAUUCUUUACUUUUAUCCCAGUCAAAUUGGAUAUUAUGAGUGGUGGGUAGUAGCCUGGGGAAGAGGUUAAUCUGAAGGAAAAGGGGAUGCUGCUGCAUCUUUUUUUCAGAUUUACUUUAUAACCUAUUUCAACUCCCACACCCUUCCCAUUUCCAGUAACUGUCAUCUUUCAGAAGGAUUAGAAAGCUCCUCCUCUCGUAGGUCCAGCAACAAACUCAAGUUAACAAAAACUGUAGCAACUUUUCCUCUUAUUUUUUGGGGGGGGGGCUUGUAUCAUCUGAUACACUGUAUCCAUCAGAGAUGCUACCGCAUCCAGCAUCUGUAGAACUGUGACAGACUAUGAAUGGUGUAUGUACCUAUUUUAAAAGUUUUAUUUUAAAUGAGGGUGCAGGUUAAUGCCAGGUACCUUACCAAUACAUAAUAUUUUCAUAAACAUGAAAAACAAAACUUUCUCAGGUUGAAUUGAAUGGAAAUAUUACGAAAACAAACAAACAAAAAAACAAAACAACCCCCCAAACCCUAGAAUGAGACAUUCCAAAAAUCUGUGUUUUUGGUACUUUUAGAGAGCUUGUUUUUAAAGGAUUUUUAUUUUUAUCCUAAUUUUACUCGGUGUCCUCUGGUAAAUGUGUGUACAGACGUGGAACAUCUUGUCUCAGUGGCAAGAUGUUAGAUUUGAAAAACAAAAAAUAACAACGGUACUUGCUGGAUCCACACUGACCUCUUCUCUGUUCAUUGUUUUCUUCCCUUUUAAUACCCUUUCCUCCAUUUUCCCUUUCCUGCAGUUUGCAAACUAAAAUAAAGGUGGCGGUAUCUACUUUAAAUUUCCUUGUUUUCCUGUCCUCCAAACCUGGUAUCUAAAUUGUUGGUAGCUUUUUAACAAGUUACCUAGUCAGGGAAAAAAAAUAAAGUUCAGCACAUUGUUUACCUCUAGUAGACUAUUUUGUGAUGUGAUCUCUGAUAUAUGUGGUAUUGAACGUAAACUAUUUGUACUGAGGCAAGUCAAGCCAAUUAGAAAGAAAUACAGACUCAUGCAGAAGUCUUCUAGUUUGAGGCUUAUCCCACUCUUGAGGCAGGAGAACUGACCCCAUUAAUUGGCAGCUUUUCCCUUUUGUGAAUAAAAUCAUGAUGCUUCAAUGAAGGAGUUAGAUGUAUAUAAAUGUAAUGUUCCCACUAACUACAUGUGUAUUGGUUGAAGAUGCUGCUUCUUCCUUAACUAGGAGAGUUAGUAGGGCCUUUCCUAUGUACAGAAGAGAGUUCCUGGACGUAGGGAAGAAUACAUAUCAGUUAUGGAGUAUGGUUUUAAAACCAUGGAAUGUUAUGGUUUUACAGACGGUCUAUUACACUUAUCAAUAAAUAUUUACUGGGGUUAAGGGGACCUGAUUAAUCUGAAGUGGGAAAAUAUAACUGAAAUACUGUGUAUUCAUAUUAAUUCCACAAACAUUAGCAACAGCAAUAGUGAGUGACUUUAAGUCACUAUGAGAAUGAUACAAUUCAUGUUGGUACAUGAAUAGAAUUCAUGUGUACAGGAUGCAUUUGAAAAACAAAAAAGCACAAUUUUCUUCUUCUCUGCUGUGGGUCUUUAGAUGCUGUUAGAUUUUACUUCCUUCCUGAGGUUAAUACAAAUUGAAAUGUGUGGUAGUAGUGUCUACUUUCCAGUGUGGCGAGCAGCGGGGCAUAGUCCAAUGAAAUCAUAAUGCAUUCUUUUAGCACAGUAUCGGAACACAAUAUUGUCUGCGGCAGUGGAGAACCAAGGUGGAAGGAGGCUAGGAACAGAGUUGUCAGAACACAGUUGAGAAGUUUAGCAAACAUGAACAUCAAGACGAUGAAAAUACUGCUGCUCAGUGUUUGGGUUUUUUUCUUCCCCCUCAUUCUUCUGCAUUUUUAUGGGCUGUGAGACAGAGUUUGUAAAUGUAGGGCAUGCCAGAAAUUACCUGUGUUCUUGAAAGAAGAUCUAGCUAGAGCAAGUAUGUUGUUGGUCAUUUAAAAAAUGGUCAUUUCAGAGUACUUGUUAAAUAUGCUAGUUUCCCUUUCACAGUUUCAUGCUAGCGACAACGUACUUCUGCUAAAAUAUAGCAGUAAAGAAUUCUUUUGUGUCCUUGUUUGAAAUGAAUUUAUUUUGCAAUGUUUUCAUUACCCAUCAGCCUACAGUAUGCUUCUUGAACCCAUAGGAAAAGCACAAGGAAAGUUGCUAUCCUUGUCUUGCAAAGCACUUUAGAAGUAGCACAUGAGAGAGGUUGGGGUGUUUUUUAAUGACUUUCUCCUGAGCAACGUGCAAACUGUUUAGCUGCUGUUUAGAGGAAUCCUUUGAGGAUGCAUUUCCAUUACCUUUUCUUUUCCUUCAUAUAUUUGUAAUACUUCGUGUUUGUCCAUCUGUAUUAAGAUCAGCUUAAUCCUCAUGCAGAACAUUCCAGGGAACUUGGUUUGUAAAUAAUUGCAUUUUUUUCUGUUCCUUCAGAAAUCACUAAGACUGUUGUGCAUGAAAACAGGAUAAGUCUUAAAAGGUGCCCUUCAAAUGUAUAGUAAACAGCGGGAGAGGAAGAGAUGUGAAUUGAAAGCCCCAAAUAGCAGCCAGGGGGCAAGAAAUAGCAAACUUAAAAAUAAGUAAAUAAACUGAGGUCCCUUGGCUAACAUCAGGCAGCUUUCAGCUCCUCUCUGAUGUUCCAGUUUGAUGCACUAGGAUAUAAUGUGCAUGCCAUGGUUUGGAAGAUUUAUUAAAUAUUUUGUAACUGUGAAAUUACCUGUACACUUACAAGCACACUGCUUUCAGCUCUGUAAUAUCUGAGCAUACAGUUAAACCUUUUCUAGAGCCACUAUUGGGAGCACCUGUAGUCCCACUCCAAGAUUUGGUGGAGUCAAUGUCCUGUCCCCUGUUCCUCCCUCCACCCCCAGCACAUGCGGGGACCUGGAAAGAGAGAAGACCUGUCACAUGAUCUAUCCCAUGUCCCUUUUGGUGAAAGAUUUUUUUUUUCUCUGUACUAUAUUUCUCUGGAGCUGGAGCACCAUGGCAAUAGUAAUGCCAAGCAGUGUGAACACAGACUUUUAAGCAUGCUUCAGCAUUAACUAAGUGCUGACUGGCUCUAGGUUGAGCCUGGUUCUGCUGCUCUUAUUUUUCAUGAAGCUGUUGCAGGUCUUUUACAUAAUCUGCUUCUGCUUAUCUAUUUCUUACCUGAAAUCAUAUAUAAAAUACCCUGACAGUUACUGGUAUUUUGAACUAAAUUCUGCCACUGCCAUUGUACCAUGACUUCCACUGAAGUCAGUAACAGCUGCUGUUUGCACAUUAUAAGAUAAAAUUUGGCCUGUUAUGACAUGAAAUGAAUAAACAGUAGGAGGGUGUGACCUGUUAAAGAUCAUGCCUUUACACAGAUCCCUCAGAAGGAAAAUGCACUGAAGAUCAUACACAAAUAUGCUUUUGUAUUUGUAUUGGUCUGAAAAUGUAUGGAUUGUUUUACAGAACACUUGGAUGACAAGGAGCCCUCUCUUUACUCAAAGGCCCCUAAAACCUUGGGCUUGAAGAGCUACUGAUGCUCUGCACAGAUAUUAAAGAUGUCAGUGGAGGGUUGAAUUAGUGAGCAAACAUUUUGCACCUUUCCAGCUUAUAGGUUUCUGUGGAGUAUUUCCUCCUUGACUGUGAGAGCAGUUUCUGUAGCACAAACUAUUCAGAGUACUGUAGGCAAGUGUGUUUCCGUCCAUUGAAAAAAUACCAGGAUGUAAUAUUACAGUCUAACUUUUUAGGUACCUACAAAGUGCAGAUGAAGAUGAAUUGUGUGAAUGAACAUGAUGAAGUGGCAUCACUUCAAAAAUGCUAAUGGCUUUGCUUUUUUUGUUUGUUUGUUAUACAUUCUAGUUUAUCAGAGGUGUUUUAUUUACUACACUUUAUUAGUUGCAUGGGUUUACUAAGUCUGUUUGCUUUGGCGCACAGAUUAAAAAUAGCCUUCUUUGUUGCUUUAGUUCUCACCUGGCAAGUUAACUCAUUGCAGGCAGGAGCAGAUGCAGUUGAGGUAAACCCAUUUUGUUUGCAUUUAAGUUUCAAAGAUGCAAAUAUAGAAGCUAGUAAGUGAGCACCAUGAGCAGUACAAAACAGUAGUAGUAGUUAUAAAGGGGGUGUGUACAAUUUCUGAAAGAGCCAGAUGGAGAAACUGGUGCGAGUAAACUGAGGAAGUGAAAGGUAGCACAUACUUUCCAUAUGAAGGGAAGAUGCCAAUAAACCCUAUUAAAUGGUAGAUAUGAGGCUACCCAAAACAUUACGUUUGCAGGUUGCCAAAUGAUAGUGUGCCUUUCUGACUUAAGAAUGCAAUGAAAUACAUAACCGGGUGCUUUGUAACUGGAGCAGUGACUUUGGUUUAAUUCCAGUGCAGUAGUUUUGUAUGCACCUAAGCAAAAGUUGUAGUUUGUAAACUUAACUAAAGUGGGGGAGGGUGGUAGAAGAUGGUUCAUAGAAAUGCCUGGUGUUUGAUUCAAAAAUAAAGUUUGUAGAAUACAUGAUUGUCUUUGAGUAAAUCUGCAACUUGCAGCUACUCUGAAAGUAAAAUGUGUGUUUUGUUUUGUUUUUUACAAUGGUCCUUCCAAGGACCAAACAGCUUAUUAAUGUAAUAUAAAGUUCUAAGGAGAGCUAAAAGCAGUAAACAUCCACAGCACCUUUGAAAGAGGCAGUGCAUGAGAUGUGAGAUCUAGAUUAGGAGAAGGUUGAAUUUGUAUAAGCAGUUGUGCUGUGUACAUCACAGUGUACAACUAAUUUCCAGGUCUGGGGGAUAGUUGUCUUAUGAAAUACCAGCACACAUCUUGGGUUCUUCCUCAGACCUCUUGUUGAGUUGUUAAAUUUCUCCAUCAGCUACUGUUUAAAUGAUCCUAUAUUCUGUAAUUUCACAUUUGCCUAGGAAAAUCUUGGGUGUGUUGUUGGGGGAAGAGAGAGGUUUGAAUUAGAUGUAUUUUGUUCAGUUUUCAAACUGCUGUGUAGGCUCCUGGCAGUACAUAUAUACUAGUGUCAUUUUUCAUGUUGGUGUGUAAGGAAAAGAGAAUGGUCUUUGUUCUUAAACAUUUUUCAAAGUUUCUUCUCUGCCUUUUUUUGAUGGAAAAACUUUUGGAUGUGCUUCUGUUACACAGACACAUGCAAUUUUAAAUGCACAGUUGAUACAAAAUGACAGUCUGGUUUAAAACCCCAUUUUAGUUUCCUUUACAGAUCAGGGUGUAAUUUUUUUAACGUUUUACUUAAAAGUUCAAGAAGUAUCUGGAAUACUUUUUCCUUCCCAACCUCUGCACUAAAAGAACUCUUAAGAAAAUAGCAUCUUUCCUACUUAAAAACAAAUACCAACAACCCCCCGCCCCUUUGUAAUUUUAUUAAAGGGAGUAGGCAGGUGGGAAUACUUGUGGACUUCUUUAAACUACCUAUGCAUUAGGUUUAUAUUGUCAAAGCAGCAGUAUAUUCAGCCCAUCCUCACUCAGUUGCAACCUACGUAAUACUGCCCAGUCAUUUUGUUUGGCUACCUACAUCAGCUGUAGUUGAGAAUAAUCCUGUGCAACUUAUUUCUGAGUUAGUAAAAUACAAAGCAGAAGAAUGUGUACCAUAUUCGUUUGGUUUUUAAAUAAUGGUUGGUUUUAUUUUGACAACUGUCAUUCUGUGUUGCAUCUGUGUGUUCACUCUGUUUGAACCCAGUUUAUUUGUUUUGUGUGUUUGGGAAUACAGUAGAACAUGAGGACAUAAUGACAAGCAAUGAAGCUCACCGUCUGUGGGUGCAGAUGAUGAGGCUUGAGGGGCAAAAUGGACCAAACUUGGGUGGAGGGUUAUUCUGGGAUGGUGGGGGGUUGUGAGGUUGGGGGUAUAAUUUAAAUAACUUUGUCUAAAUCUAAAAAAAGUAUAUAAGUGCAAUAAAUGUGCUUUUUAUUCAAAGCUGUGAACUGUUUAAACAAGACAUGCACAUUGUUCCUUCCUGAGCCUUGUGUUCCACCCUACCCCCUUUUUCCUCACAGGACUAAAACCUGACAGUGGCCAACUUGCAUAUAUUGCCUUAUGUCUGCCUGAUUUAAUUUGUGCUCAUCUAAAUUUAUGUAUAUUUGUAAGACCUAAAGAAAGUCUUGCAUUUAGAAAGCUUGUCUAACUUUAUCCCAACCACAGUUGGUUCAAUAAAAGAUACCAGCUUAAAAAGUCCUUGCCUAUCUAAAUAUGUCUUUAAAAAACAAUAAAAUCUCUCUCAGCAGGACUUGAGGCAAAACCUGCCCUUCCUUCUGUAAUCCUGGGAACUCUGUUGGAGCAGACUCCAAAAAAAAACCCUGGCAAUGAGCAAGAGAGGUAGGAGAGUCUGUUGCAUGGGUUCUCCUAUAGUACAGAGCUACUCCAGCCAUUGGGCUAAAACAGCUGAACUAGAAUAGUAAGAUUCUUCCUCCUACCUUCCUAUGCAUAUAAUUGGCACUGUGUCUAGCUCUGGGCUCCUGUAUGGGGCAGAGGGGUCCCUGUCCCUACCCUCCAUAAAAAACUGAAGAUUGCCAUCAGCUUCCUGCUGGGUCCUCUGUUCCUUGGGUCAAAACGCACAUGCAGGCUGGCCACUGCUUUCUUGUAGUCCUCCAUCUCGUUUUGAAGGAAUUUAGGUAUAAGUGUUUGUAAUCUCUUGUGCGUUUAGUUGCACAGUCUGUCCUUUCCUCACUCAAGCAUGCUGCUUUUCCUAGGUUAGGAAAGGUGCAAAGUCUUUUAUCCACAAAGGAUUCAGAAUCAAUGUUUCAUUAAGUUUGUGAAAGUGGAGCAUGCAGUAAUUGGACCCCCUGGGGAAAAGUAAGAUGGCUGGCUUGCUUAAACACAGCAGAGGAGGAGAUGGCAUUAUCUCAUAAUACACAGGCUUGCUGGAGGAGCAGAGUACUCUAGGCAAGAGAGGAAAGGGAAAAUUUCUAUAGUUUUUAUUUCUUUUUACAUAGUGCAAUGAAAUGUAUGUUCCCCAAUUUAAACUCUGUGCUAACACAACAUUCCUUUAAGCUGUAUUUUCUUUUUUUACCACCAGAGGUUUGUGAGGGUCUCACGAGUCUGCUUUGUCUAAGGUCUAGUAUGGUUACUUAAGAAAACAAUUGUGUUAGUAGAUUUCCAUAGCUGCUUUUGAAAAACUACAAUGGAGUAAUUGUUUUAAAACUUGUAUUUAUUUUUUAACUCAUAAGAAAAUGUUUAUUUUCAGUUUUCUGUUACAUUGAUCAUGGCAACUCCCUUCUUUCCCUCCCCAGUGUCCACAGUAAUUGCCAAUACAAAUUAUUUUUCUCGCUUAUUUCCCUCCCCUUUACUUUUUUUUACCCCUUCCUGCUCUAGUCCCGUCAUUUGUACUUUGGAGUCUUUUCUCAUGUAAAUUUGUACAAUGGGAAAUAUUGUCCAGUUUGGUUAGAGAGCAUGGAGACUUAAAGAAAACAUAUUAAAAAAUUUGAUAGCUGAAAUUCAGAUUGAAGAAAACUAUUUCUGUGUAAAGUUAUUUAAAAAAAACCUCUGUAUUAUAUAAAAAGGCAAAAAGUUCUAUGUACUUGAUGUGAAUAUGAGAAUACUGCUAUAAUAAAGAUUGACUGCAUGGA